CCUUGCAGCGUGCACAGUGCGACUGCCGCCUCCUCAGUCCCUCAACCAAGGCAGCACUAGCGCAAGAUAAUUGCUGAAACUGGGCGGUGCACUUGCCUGCCCUAGGCAGAGGUUGGGCGCCGAAGCGGAGGCCGCUUGCAGGCUGCGCUAGCUGGGCGCGCUGGGAGGUGGCGAUCACAGCUGGGCCGGGACUUCCUUCCUCCACCGCAGGACAACAAAACAACCGGCAGCAGGCUCUGAGCUCUUGGCAGCUGUCUGGGCGAGAGGCGCGGCGAUGGGCUCUGUGCUGAGCAGCGAAAGCGGCAAAUCCGCUCCCGCCUCAGCCACCCCGCGGGCCCUGGAACGCAGGGGGGAUCCAGAGCUGCCCGUCACGUCCUUCGACUGCUCAGUGUGUCUCGAGGUGUUACACCAGCCUGUCCGGACCCGCUGUGGCCACGUAUUCUGCCGCUCCUGUAUUGCUACCAGUCUAAAGAAUAACAAGUGGACCUGUCCUUAUUGCCGAGCAUAUCUUCCUUCAGAAGGAGUUCCAGCAACUGAUGUGGCCAAAAGAAUGAAAUCGGAGUACCAGAACUGUACCGAGUGUGACACCCUGGUAUGCCUCAGUGAAAUGAGGGCACACAUAAGAACAUGUCAGAAGUAUCUAGACAAAUACGGACCACUACAAGAACUUGGAGAAUCAGCAACAAGGUGCCUCUGUCCAUUUUGUCAGAGAGAAUUGGAUGAAGACAGCUUGCUGGACCAUUGUAUUACUCAUCACAGAUCAGAAAGAAGACCAGUGUUCUGCCCACUUUGCCGCUUAAUACCUAAUGAGAAUUCUAGCAACUUCAAUGGCAGUUUAAUAAGACAUUUGCAAGUCAGUCACACUUUGUUUUAUGAUGACUUCAUUGAUUUUAAUAUAAUUGAGGAAGCUCUUAUCCGAAGGGUCUUAGACCGGUCACUUCUGGAAUAUGUGAAUCACUCAAAUGCCACAUAAUUUUAUUAAAAGGGAAGGAGACCCUACAAUUGCACCAUUUAUUAAGAUGCUGCUUGAACAAUUGGAGGGUAAUUGUCAGUGUUCUAUGGGCAAAGACAUACAAUAUAGUCAUGUUUGUCCGUGUUUAUUGUUAUACUGCAUUUUAAAACUGCUGUUAUUUUUCUGGCUUAAAUCUGUAUUACCUUUUUUAGUUUCUUAACAAAAAUAGUUUGCAUCAGCCACUAAUGUAUGAAGGAGAAUAUAAGUAGGAUAUGAUGGUUAAGGAUCUUUAUUUACAAAGUGGAUGGUGUUGUAUGUAAUGCUACAUAUUAAUAACUCCCAUCAUAGUUGGGCAAGACAACUAAUCUUUGUUCUAUGUAAAAAGAUGGAGAGUGAAGUAAGAUGUGACCAUUCAAGGAAAUAGGAAACCCAUCUGAACACUGAUAGGAUAACAUCUAAUAGGAUAACAUGGAAUAAUCUUGUAUGAAAGUAGGAAAUUAUAAAUUUGGGAUGUCAACAAACUUUAUUUAACCAAAUUGUAUAGCAUAAUACUGUAACAAAAUAAGUUUCAUCUUAGGAAUGUUUACUUCAUUCUUUGACUUUUGAUAACUAUGCACAAUAAGAAUUUAAUAUUGUAUUUUUCAAAUAUUUGUAGCUAUUAUUUAGAAACAUUUCUAUAGCAAUAGGUAAUUUCUUAAGAGCCAUGAGCUGAUAAUUACAGUAUAAGUAUUCACAUCCAUAAUUUUUAGUAGAAAACCCUAAGGACUUAGAAUUUUUUUUAUGCUUUAGAAAAAUGAUAAGACAUAUAUUGAAAACCAAACAGAAAAUGUACAUUAUUAUAAGGCAACACUCUUGUAGAACUCUGCCAGCCACCAUGGCUAUCCUCUGUAUGUCCUGUCAUCAUUAACAACCCUGUUCCCCAACCUCACAAAAGUUAACCACUACACUGAUUUUAGCAGUAAAAAUGUCCUUGCAUUUCUUUCUUAUUGUUUAAGUGUGUGUCUCUACCUACUAUAACUUUAUCCAUUAAAAAUUGUUUCAGUAGAUUUUUUUUUUUUACUUCUCUUCAAUGUACAGGUUCUUAUUUCUUUUUCUCAAAGUUUACCUGUUGAAGAACCUGGUGUUACCACCUAUAGAGUUUCCACCAGUCUUGAUUUUGCUGAUUGCGUACAGAUGGCACAAUUUAGCAUGCACCUCUGUCCUCUGGAUAUUGACACAUAGAUCCAGGUGGUUGAGAAAACAGGUUCAAUUCUUUUCACAAAACUGUAUGUCAGUGUUCUUUUUUUCAGAGGGCACGUAGAUUCUAAUUCCCUCUUUGAUAUAGAGUGAAAAUGACAAUACCUACAAUAGAUGCAUUGAUUUAUUGUGGGUUGGAGGAUAUUCUAAUUCUCUCAUUUGUUUUUCAUUUGUGUAUUGAAACAUUUUAAUAAAGAGAUGUUUCUACUAUUUGGUUAACCAGUUUUAAAGUCUAUAAAGGAACAGGAAAAUAAAUAUUUAUUGUUAAUAAUAAAAUAAAUAUUGUUACUUUUACCACUUUUCAAGUUUUCCCUGUUAUCUUCUAGUGAUAUUUUUUUAAAUAUUGUGAACUCAUGGAUUUGCACAUAUUUGAUAGACUUUAUUUCAAAUGUUACCAUUUUAAAGCUCCAUUUGUCACAUCUUUGAGCACUGGGAGCCUCAACAAGUUGGCUCUGAUUCUUUUUCACACUAUUCUAGCAGUGUUUAAUAAUUUCCUUGCUCUUUUUUAUGACAGUACAUUCCUGGCUCUACUUGUAUGUUGCCUGGACCUGGAAUCAGACCUAUCUCUAAGAAGCCUGGUUAUGUUUAGUGAGAAAUGAUAUUUCAAAACCAUAAUUAGGACUCUCAGGAUACUCAGUACUACUAGAUGAGUCUUUUUUUUUUUUUUAUUAGAGAGCUAGGAAAUAUCAAUUUUCAAAGAAGAAACAUUUGAUGAAUUUAUUUUGAUACUUCCAAAUCAAAUAGAGUACUACUGGGUUUUUACCUAAUCCUUUCUAUCACAACCAUUUCUACAUUUCUUUUUACUGAGAAUCCUGGUUUUCAAGGACACAGGACAUGAAAUAAUUAGAAUAUUUCACUUUUCAUUUCAUUGCACAUACAACAGUCUCAGAAGAACAAUGCUAACAUAACCACCACCAAUAUAACUGAAACAAAUAUUUUUUCAUUAGCUCUCCAUAUACUUCCGCUAUUUUUUGAGUUCACACUAUCCUAAGAUUUUCAGAAUAUAUUGGUAUAUUAUACUAUACUUUCUUCCUUCUACCCCCCAUUUUAUCUUAGUUCUUUAACUAUAUAGUCAGUACUUGCCAUGAGUCAUUAUUUGAUGGCUCUAUUUUUCUUAUUUUGCUCUUUGAUGGCAAAUCGAGCAUAUAGAAUGUUCCCAUCUUGAAAGCAAACAAAAAAGCUAUGAAGACUAGUGAUAAUCAACUUUAAGGAUAAAAUGUUAUUUGGCUAUAGUUAGCUUUCUAAUUAUAUUCAUUUAUAAACUUUUUUGUUCCUUACUCAAAAAUGUAGUUAUAAUCAUGAUGCCCCAAAUUUUCUAUAACAAACUAUCCAUUCCUUCUUAAAAGUCUUGCACACUAUAGUACCCCAUCCACUAUAAGGUAAUUAAAAAGACAUAAAGCCAGAUAAAAUCUAAAAAACCUUAUUUUCUCCCUUUUAGAUACUAGUUUAAAGCUUGCUUUUCAUAGCUGCUAAUGUAUAACAAUAGAUUUUUAGUUUCACAACCUCUCUUCCUCCAAUUUGGAUUAAGUCAGCCAAUAAAGUAAAACCUGUUGGACAAGUGUAAAGAGAGAUUUUCAGAGGUAAUCCGUCAAGCUGAAAAAAUAGCUUCUGAAAUAUAGAAUAUAUUUAUCAGUGUGAAAACUGACUAUCCAGAAGAUAAACCUUUAAUUCUGAAGAAUAUACGAAGCAUCUUUAAAUCUGUAAAACUUGAAAAAAAUUCAAAUCUUUAAAAACUAUAUUUUAUGUAAAGCUUUAAAUCAUCUAGCAUUAUUAACCUUAGUACAUCUGUUUUGUAUCCUGUCCCUGGAUUCCCCUUUCUGAUAAUGUUUCCACCUAUAGGACAAAUUAGGUGCUGGCCACCUGAAUUACUUUUACCUUCUGAAUUAUUUUGAGUUCUAAAAUAGUGAAGUACAAAUAGCCAUUAUUCCACUGUGCCUUUAACCUUUUAUAUAAAGGAAUUUAUAGUUCAUUGUUUAAAAAAACAAGAAUACCAAUAUUUGAAGCUGUUGACUACUAGCAAAAAAGUUUUACUCUAUAGCUCCUCUUAAGUACAACUUUUUAAAGACCCUUUAAAGAAAAAACUGAUUUCAAAGCUAAAUUAUUCUAAUUCUGUGAAAACCUGUGGAGAUUUUCCUUUUAUAUUUGUUUUCACUCAAGUUUCUAAAACACAGGUUGAAAAAUUGGAUUGUAAAUCUCUGGAAAAGAUAGUUCCAAAUUGGAUCUCCUAAGAGACCCUGUCCAGUAAUGUUGUAUUAUUUCUGUUACUGGGUGCUAAGUCUCUUUCAUUUUGAAGUGAGCUUUCUCCAGUUAUUGAAUUGUCUACCAUGAUUUCUAUCUUCAAACACUGAAGUUAUUUUGAAAAGUUACUGAAAUUCAUUCUUUUAGUAUUCAUUCUUUUAUUAUUCUUAUUAUGCAACAAAACAUCUGUGUAAUGGUCAGAAUUUAAAAUGUACAAUUCUUUUUCUUCUGUAAAUAUGUUUUAUUGUGAGAAAUAAAGAAUGG
Talpa occidentalis (Iberian mole) is the source of this 4690-nucleotide messenger RNA. It is a transcript of the gene RNF125, whose product is annotated as ring finger protein 125. Gene Ontology annotation, molecular function: ubiquitin protein ligase activity. NCBI's taxonomy places the organism in Eukaryota, Metazoa, Chordata, Mammalia, Eulipotyphla, Talpidae. Gene Ontology annotation, biological process: protein polyubiquitination; ubiquitin-dependent protein catabolic process. The transcript has 6 exons. The record is from RefSeq and is a predicted model, not a curated record. Bases 275 to 973 code for a protein of 232 amino acids.